Molecule: messenger RNA, 4066 nt
Organism: Xenopus laevis (African clawed frog)
Lineage: Eukaryota; Metazoa; Chordata; Amphibia; Anura; Pipidae
Exons: 15
Coding region: 282-4037 (1251 amino acids)
Source: RefSeq, a predicted model, not a curated record
GCCAGGAACAUGGACGCCCAAAUGUCUAUUCUUGUUUUGUUUUCCACACUUAAAAGUUCUUUGGACAAAUAGGCACUUCCGGCUACACCUCGUUACUACUUGUUAGCCCAUGCGCCUGCGCAGCACCACCCUUUUGUUAGCGUCUCUUUGUUUCCUAGUAACGCGCCGUCGCUGCUAAAGGAUCUGCGAAUGUCUAGUUGUGUCGGAGUUCUAAAAAGAACUUAAUACAAUCCGUGCAGGUAACUCCAAGAGACAAUGCGUGCUUGUUGCAUAACCUCAAGAUGGAACAACCAGUACAAAUAGCUAAUGCAUCAGGUGCUGUGGGAAAAUUAGAUACACCAAGAACAAGUAAUCUAAAAUUUCUACGUGAUAAAAGACUGAGUUAUUUUUGUGGAAAAAAUGUUAAAAGCAGCCUAUCGGAAACUGACAAACCCCAACCUGAGAUACAGGAAAGCUUGGUACAUUGCCAACCUAAGAAAUCUGAAAGCCCAAGAAGAUCAUUUUCAACUCCUUCAUCUAAAGCACAACAGCCUUUGACUAUACCUGGCGUGGUCCAAGUAAAUCUUAAUGAUGAAGCUGAUAGUACUCCUGAAAGAACCUUUUCACAACCAAGGCCACAAAGAACAAGCAUUAAGGAACCACUAUCUCAUCGGAGUCUUCUAAGCAGCAGUUUUGUUUCUGGUUUGAAUCAAGAAUUAUUGGAAGAUGCAUAUGUUCCAGAAUCUGAAAAACUUCAGCAUGUCAUGGGUUGGGCAAGAAAGUUCCUUAAGAAAUGUGAUGGAGAAGAAUACUCACAAACUGUUACAAACCAUAAAGAUGUUUCCUCUGGAGAUAAUUUAGCAAUGGCAAAAAAUAUAACUAAAGAGCCUAAAGGAAAAUCAAAUGUUGAUCCAUACAAACUAUCUCGUGCAACUCCAUCUGUCUCCUUUAAUAUGGUUCAACUCACCAACUCUUUAGAAAAUAAAAAAAAUGUGCAUAUAUCAGACAACCUUUUGUCCUCUUUGGAGUCUUUUGCUUUGUCUGAUGAUUUUGGGGAAUGUAACAGCAGUGACAUGAAAAAGCUUGUUAAUGAAGAAGAAACCAGAGAAAUAUUUUGUGGGGAACAACACUUUAAGCAAAAUGUGACAGUAAUUCCAACGUUAUUGUCUGACACGAAAAGUAUAGAUACAUUUACCAAUAGCAAUUAUCACUGGAAUAGCUGCCAGGAAGACAAAGAAGCUGAUCAUUUAUUGGCAUCAUUUCCAUCCAUGGAAAGAAAUGGAAUUGAACCAAAUGCUUACAAAAAUAGAUGUUUCGAGACAAAAUCUGAUUGUGAAGAGAAAAAUUAUCAUAGAGAUAGAGGUAUAGUUGAUGUCAAACACACUAACAUUUUGGAUUCUGAUUCAGAGAAUAGCACAGUAAAAGACUCUGGCAUAAACACAACCUAUUUUGAAAGACUUAAAGGUAGAGCAAGCUCUGCGGUGUCUACUAUUGACACAGAAAGACUUGAUACUCUUCUAUUAGAUCUUGGAAUGAACCAUAAACGGUCAGAAGAGAGAAGUCAUCCCUCAGACGCUGAUGGAUCAUGGACAGACAGAACAUUCUUAGUGAAACGAUUUGUAGAAUCUGAGACGACAGGAAGGGAUAUCAUUGUGAAGUCAAAUACUGGCAGUUCACACAAUGAAAACCCAGAGGAACAGUCUUACAUCAGCCACUUACUUAAGCAUUUACCAGAUGACAUUUCCACCAUAUCUUCUAAACUGUGCCCUGUGUGUGACUUCCUAAACAAUUCAGGGGCAAGCUCGUGCACAGAAUGUGGCUCAAUAUUAAUUGAUUCACAAACAAAAAUGAAUGAAAAACAGACAGAUGUGAAAAUGCAAAUAAAACAAAAAAGAGACCAGGAUGAAAGGUGUUUUACUAGGAGACCCAAUGACUUUUUAAAUUAUAGCAGAAGUUUUGAUGAAACAUCUGCAGCAAAUCCAAAUGCUAAAGAUAAAAAGAAACCAAUAUGGGAGGAAAAAUCAGAUGUAAAUUCUGAUGGUAAUGAGAGUGUGUUGGAGAAAUAUUUCUUUUAUGUGAACCACUUAGAGAUGAUUAAGAGCCAAGAACAAAAGUCAGGGAGAAAACUUUUGCCAGCCAACUACAGCUCAAGUGACUUGUCCAGUGAAGACUCUUUUGAAGACCAUAUUGGAGUUUGUUCACCAAGCAGAACAGCAGAGCUGAAUUGUAGGUUUCUUUCAGAAAGUGAUUCAGAAGAAGAUGAAACACACUUUUUAGAGGGAGCACAAGUUACAAUAAAACCGGAGUUAGUUUACAAUAGUCAACAGGCAAUGGGGAAAGGCCAAACGUCAUUCAGCAACCAUUUGAAAGAACUUGGAAUGAGAAAACCUGGCCCUAGAGCUGAAAAAGAUCUGAUUGAUUCCCUAGAUAGAAAGCUGCCAAAGGACAUACAUAUUGCAUCCAAAGUGACUGGUUCUAAGAGACACUGGGAGAAGUCCAGUAUUGCAUGGGCCUCAUACACACAUGGAGAGUUGAAGACAAGAUCACCUGAUAUUCGGAGACCAGAUUCAGCUGAAGCAAAAAAAAGGACCUCAAUCAAUAAAAAUCAAGGGGAUAAUCAUGCAGGUGCUGGGACUGAACAUUUUGGCAGCGGCAAAUACAGCAAAUUUAAUGAGAUGCCAAAAUGGGACACUCAGAAAGACAGUGGCUGUAUGUGGCUCCUGCUUCCAGAUGAACUAUGGAUAUUCAUUUUUUCCAAGCUGCCACACAAAGAUCUUUCAAAGGCUGCUCAAGUGUGCCAGAGAUUCUGUCAUAUUGCAAAUGAUGCCAGCUUAUGGAAGAUUAUCGAGAUUACAAAUUGCCAUUCUCUGAAUGACAAUAAUUUGGUGAGCAUAGGGCAUCAUCACCCCGAGUCACUAAAGCUGAAUCAUUGUCAUGACAGUGGCCAGUGCAUUACAGAUGAAGGUCUGAGAAAGCUUUUCCAGAAUUGCAAGGAUUCUCUAAAGGACCUGAAGAUAACAAACACCAGUGGCGCGAGAUUUGAAGGGGAUGCCAUUUUGUUUCAUGCCAGCAUUUACUGCAGAAAGCUCACCUCUGUUGAUAUAAGCUGGACUGCAGCAACUGACAAAGGAGUUAUUGCUGUUAUAGAGUCCAGUCCACAAGUGCAAAAUCUGUCUGUGAAUGGCUGUAAGAUUACAGAUCAUACGAUCACUGCCCUGGUGAAGAAGCAUUCAAGAAGCCUUGUUAAAUUAGAAGUAUUUGGUUGCCAUGCUGUCACUGCAAGAUGCUUGUGCACCGUGGUCACUGAAUGUGUAUAUCUGCAGUGCUUGAACAUUGGCAGAUUACCAAAAGUCACUGAUGUAUGUCUAGCAAAGAUAGCAUCAAACCUCAACAGACUGACUAUGCUCAAUGUGACAGGGCUUAAUGUGGUAAGAGACCGGUCAGUUCACCAUAUUGUAAAACAGUGUUUAAAGCUUGAAAAUCUCACUCUUAGUUCAUGCUCUCAAGUAACAGAUGUCAGCUUGGUUGAAAUUAGCACUUACCUUCCAACCAUCAAAUAUCUUGAUGUAAGCGGUUGCAAAAAGGUAUCGGAUAUUGGCAUUCAAGCGUUGGCUAGAAGCUGCAAACAAAUUUGCCAUUUGGAUCUUAGUUCUACAGGGACAGGAAAGAGAGGAGUGUGCUUGCUAGCUAGCUAUUGCUGUGCCAGUCUGGAAUGCCUAAAGCUUAGUUUCUGCAAGGAUGUUACAGCUGAUGCCAUUGAAAAGCUCUGCAAAAACUGUAAACGGUUAAAGAUGCUGCAUUUAUACGGUUGCCGUAUUUCUCCUGAUAUUGAUUCCAUCAAAAAAUUCAGUAAAGACUUCAAGAUUUUUCAUGAUUUAUCUAUCCCUGCUGCAAAAAUUUUAGAAACCAGGGUGGACAGUGAGGAACAUUCUUCACAGGAAAAGACACCAUGGGGAAGAGUUACAAAAGGUCAAGAAUUAUUCCCUAGACCGAUCCUGACCAAAAAUGUAGUUUUUCCCGCAGGUCUAGAUUUUUUCACUGUCAUAAAAGUUGACUAAAAUCUUAACGAUCAUAAAAGUCUUGUGUC